Hirundo rustica (Barn swallow) is the source of this 2142-nucleotide messenger RNA. Its product is annotated as killer cell lectin-like receptor subfamily G member 1. NCBI's taxonomy places the organism in Eukaryota, Metazoa, Chordata, Aves, Passeriformes, Hirundinidae. The record is from RefSeq and is a predicted model, not a curated record. Bases 280 to 1299 code for a protein of 339 amino acids. The transcript is spliced from 7 exons.
GAGCCGCUGGGAAACGUAGUCCUGGAGGGGGUAGCCUCCCGCGGCGAAAGCCGCCGGCUCGGAGCCGGGUGGUUGUCCGCCCGCAGGCUCCCGGGGGUUCGGAGGAACUCCGCCGCUCCCCCGUAGGAAAGCGUGGCAGUCCCUAGGGCAGAUCAGACCGAGAGAGCCACACUUGGUCAGCCUGGAGAAGAGAAGGUUUUGGGGAGACCUUAAGCACCUUUCCAGUACCAGAAGGACUACAAGAGAACUGGAGGGGGACCUUUAAGGUCCUUACCAUCCAUGACAGGGCUCCCCAGCCCAGCCCUGGCUGCACGUUUGAGCCAGCCGCCAUUCCCACUGCUUGCUGCCCCAAAGCCAGGAGUGUGUGACUCCCUCCUGCUGGGAUGCCGGGUGCUGGCCGCAACAGGGCUGCCCCUCGCCCCAAGUGUCUGGCAGACCCACAACACCGCCCCCACCCCCGCCGCCGACUUUUGUCCCAGGUGGUGCCUCUGGGGACCCCCCCAGGAAGUGACACUUUCCAUUUUGCAUCACACCCGUCUGAAAAGUUGGGCUGGGAAAGGGUUGUCGCUGCCCCUGUCGGCUGCAGAGCAGGAGACCAAGGAAGGGAUGGAAGAAGGUGUCAUGUACGCUGACCUGCGCUUCCCCCCCACACCAGCUCCUCAGCAGCGAGUGCGCCUGCCGUGGUGCUGGGCAGCCCUCAGCCUGGGUCUCCUCUCCCUGAUGCUCCUGCUGGCACAAAUCAUCCUUGUCAGCCUUAGUUUCCACUAUUUAGUGCAACAACAAACAAGCUGCACACCCGGUCUCUGGAGUACAGAGGAGAGCCCCAGCUCUGGGAAACAGACACUGGAAGGGCGAUGCCAGUUUUGCCCGGUUGGCUGGCUCUGGGAUGCAGGGCAGUGCUACUACUUCUCCUCUACCAAAAAGAGCUGGGAGCAGAGCAGAGAGGACUGCUGCUCCAGAGGGGCACAGCUGGCCACCAUCCAAGCCAACACCACCCUGGCUUUCCUGCUGCGCACAGCUAACAUGGAUGCCUUUCAUGUGGGGCUGAAGCAGGACGGCUUCAGGUCUGACUGGAAGUGGCUGGAUGGCACCACACUGGAAGGGAUCUUCCCAAUCCAGCGCUACCCCAGGCCUUCCCAGGCCUGUGGUAGGGUGUCAGGCUUGGGACUUUUAGGCGGUGCAUGCACGGAAGCCCUCAGAUGGGUCUGCAAGCAGAGCGCAGCCACCCUGCAGUGGAUCCAGUCCUCGCCUCCUGCAUUCCUCUGGGGAAACACCACCUACAGCUGUGUGAGGCCCUGAUGGCUGUGGUGACCCCCAGCCUGUGCCCAACACCCUGUUCCCUGCCUGACCCCAGUGCAUGGGCAUUCCCAGGCUGCCUCCUGGCUCAGACCUCUUUACCUUCUGGAACUCUGCACUUUGCCAAUAAAUUCUGCCAAUAACUGCAGCUGGCUUUGGGGUAUGGGGGUGGUGGGAUUGAGGUGCAUCCCGCAUCUCUCAGACUCAGCUGCAUCACUGACAAGUGGGAAAUUGCAUCUGCUGCUCUGUGGCCAGGAGCCAGCAGCAAUCCAAGCAUCCCCAUGGCCCAAUGGCAGCAUGAAGCAUCUCCUGUGCAGGCUGGCACAGGUCCCACGAAAGCUCUGGGCUUUCUGAUUGUGGUGGUUACCUGGAGCUUUUGUUUCUUUGAGCAUGCUGCUGGGAGGUGACCCUUUGCUUCUGCAGUCCCAUGGGGAACUUGGGCUGGGCAGCAGCUUUUUUUUGCUGGUUUCUGCCCAGUCUGAGGAGGUUCCAGCAAACAUUUUCACUUUGUUUUGCGGCUGGGUGAUGUAUGAGAGCCUAAGGGGCCUGCUAGGGCUUGAUUUGGAGUUGUUUGGUCCCAGAGGCUGUUCCAUUUUCGGUAUAGACCACUGGGUCGUUCCAGCAGCCUGCAGCUCUGGCACAGACCUUGCUGGGCCUCCUUCCCAGCACAUGCAGAGGACAAAUCCCCCACAGCCAGUGCACCCUGUCAGCCUGAGCAGGACUGGGUGGCUGGAGGUAAUGCAUGGAGAAGUGUUGCCCUGCCGUGGCCUUUACCCAUGAGCUUGGGCUCUUCACAGCUGGGGACCUGGAUGCAGAGGAUGCUGAGCAGGAGGGAGCUCAUUCACC